UACACGUAAAUAUGAAAGUAUUGUAAUGCUGUUAUAUUUUAAUAAUGUUACAUUACGUUAUAUACAAAUAGGAACAAUCAUUUAUGUCACAAAACAAAACAAACAAAUAAUAGUCUGUUAAUCGAAAAAAAGAGGCUUAAAAUUUCUUUAGAUUUCAGGGUACCACUCACCCAAUUUUAUUUAAUGCACUGUAUAUAGUAUAAAUGCUAUUUAGGUUGUUUCUGAAUGACAAUCAGAUAUAGAAAUAUUUCAUAUCUAAAUCUUGCAUAUUUAUAGAGUUGGUCGGGAAUCUACCUCGAGGAGAUGUCUGUUUCUCUGUAUAGAAACUUUAUAGAGCUACAGAAGCAGUGUGUCUCUCUCUCUCUUUCCGACUCAAUUCUCUCCAUUUAUCUGUCUUGUAUACAGCAGCGGGGGGCGUAACCAGCAUGUAACUGAUUACUAGACAAACCAACAAUAUAGGAGCGCACAUAUACGCACCUCCGGAGUGAUUUUCCUGGAAUGACACGUUACAAACCCGGAACGAUGGACAUAAUGAACGAGGAGCAGAUGGAGAACGGACUGGACUCCGACGACGAUCUUCAGCCCGAGGAGAUACCCGAGUACCUAAAAGACAGGAGGAGAGCCAAGUCCUUACCUGCGUAUCCGGAGCAGGCGAGCCUGUACCACCAGAUCUCCCAGAACUGCAGGAAGCGCGUGAAGUUCGCCGACGCGCUCGGCUUGAAUCUGGCGAGCGUCAAGCACUUCAGCACCAGCGACGACCCGCAGAUUCCGGCCAAGGUCUUCACCAGGCUGAAGAGCUUCCCUCUCCACAAGGAGCGGGAGUUCAUGGACGACUUGUGCGUGAACAUCAAGUCCUCUCUGGCUCUGGACUAUCUGGUCCCGGCGUUCAAGACGCCCGUGGACACCGUUGACCUGGAGACGCGGCUGACGCGCUGCGGCGUCGCGCUGGAAAGCGUCACGGUCACGCAGUUCGAUGUCCGUGGGAUCAUACGGGCGGCGGGUGGGAGAGAGGUCGGGGUCAGGUAUACUUUCAACGACUGGCUGUCGUUCGUGGACGCGCAAGCCAUCCCUGCGCCCACAGAGCAGAAGACGCGCGGAGAGCGCUUCUCCUUCACCAUGUACACGCCUCCUUUCUUGGGUCCGAGCGCUGCUGUGCAUUUCGCCGUCUACAUGAGGGAGGACGACUCCGAGUCCUGGGACAACAACGAUGGGCUGAACUACUCCCUGAAGUACCACAGCUCGUCGUCCGGCGAGACCGCGGCUUUCCACGCGCAGUCCUGAUAGAGGUCAGCAGCAGGCUAAAUCAAUACCGAACAGAGAUGCGGUCUGAACAAGAUGAACAAGGACACAUCCAUCACCGGCGCUGCAGGACGGUACAAACUGAUCACACCGUCCGAGACUAAGCCUGAUCAGUACCUGGGGAAGACAUGCUGUUGGAAACGUCUUGUAGAAAGUAAUGGUUGAACAAUGAGAGUUUUUCCUUCUCUAACACUGGUACCAGUAACAGAGAGAGCGGAUGAAGCCCGUCGUCAGGAAUCAGACGAGGCAUCGGAUACCGAUAAUGAAGAUACGAAGAAUAACUAACAACAGAAAUUGCAAAACUGAAAUGCUGAAAUUAAAUCCCUUAAAAUUCACAAAAUAAACAUUGAAUAUUGUGAACCAGUUUCUGCUUUCAGACCAUUGUUGAAUAUGCUAAAAGUUAAAUACUUAAAAUUUAGCAAUGGGGUCCAAAAUUCAAAGAGAGGCAACAUAAGAAAAAAAAUUAAAAUA
Messenger RNA from Puntigrus tetrazona (Sumatra barb), 1770 nucleotides. It is a transcript of the gene ppp1r3g, whose product is annotated as protein phosphatase 1 regulatory subunit 3G. Gene Ontology annotation, molecular function: protein phosphatase 1 binding; glycogen binding. The transcript is spliced from 2 exons. Gene Ontology annotation, cellular component: protein phosphatase type 1 complex. The record is from RefSeq and is a predicted model, not a curated record. Gene Ontology annotation, biological process: regulation of glycogen biosynthetic process. Lineage: Eukaryota; Metazoa; Chordata; Actinopteri; Cypriniformes; Cyprinidae. The coding region runs from base 499 to 1281 and encodes 260 amino acids.